Anopheles bellator is the source of this 1875-nucleotide messenger RNA. RefSeq names its product organic cation transporter protein-like. The transcript has 3 exons. Gene Ontology annotation, cellular component: membrane. Gene Ontology annotation, biological process: transmembrane transport. The coding region runs from base 20 to 1663 and encodes 547 amino acids. The record is from RefSeq and is a predicted model, not a curated record. NCBI's taxonomy places the organism in Eukaryota, Metazoa, Arthropoda, Insecta, Diptera, Culicidae. Gene Ontology annotation, molecular function: transmembrane transporter activity.
AGAAGGUUUUCGGGUGAAAAUGCCCCGAUCGGAAGAAAGCAUCGACUUGGACCAGGUGUUGAGUGAGAUUGGGCAAUUUGGCACGUUCCAAAUACGUCAGUAUGCUCUAAUGAUACUGCCGAUUGUACUGAACGCGUUCUUCACCCUCAGUUAUGUGUUCACGGCCGGAAACAUCGAUUACAGAUGCUUAGUACCUCAAUGUGAGCAAUCUGAAACGCCUGUAUUUGAUACCCCCUGGCUUAAUGCAACGAUCCCGUUCGACCAAAAUGGCAAUCCGGAAAGGUGCAGUCGGUAUGCGCCUUUCGUAAAUGACACGCGACCAAAUGAAAUUUGCAAAUCGGAAGAGUUUGAUUUUUCCAACAUCCUGCCGUGCGAGCACUUUGUCUACGCCACGGAGGAAGUUACGAUCGUACAAGACUUUGAUCUGCACUGCGCCCAUAACGAUUGGAAACUGUCGCUUGUGGGCACGGUGAACAACAUAGGCCAGUUUGUGGCGCUUCCGAUUGCCGGCUACCUUUCGGAUCAGUUCGGUAGGCGGUGGAUCCUGCUAAUAAGCGUGGCCGGGAGUGCGCUCUUCGGUGUGGUUCGAUCGUUCUCGACCAGCUACGAAAUGUUUCUCACGUUCGAGUUUCUCGAUCCCGCCAUCGGUUCUACGAUGUACACGACGGCAUUCAUCUUGGCACUCGAGCUGGUGGGGCCGAAAAAGCGUGUAACGGGAAACAAUAUCAUUUCGUGUGCCUUUUCGUUUGGUGAAGCUUUACUUGGGCUGCUGGCAAUGUACAUCCGCGACUGGCGGAUUCUGUUGCGCGCACUGUACUUUUCCGGCUUUGUGGUGGCCGCAUUCCUGUGUACCACUAGCGAAAGUGUGCGAUGGUUGCUGUCGAAGAAUCGACGUGCAAGUGCCUUGAAAGUCCUCCAGAACGCGGCUCACCUGAAUGGCAAGAGUCUGUCUCCGGCAGCCGUCGAAAGCCUCUGCUCCACCACCGAUUGCGAGACGGCAUCUUCGGAUGCUAAAAAGAGCAAACCCUUUGGACAAUUGCUUCGUGAGGCUUUCUGCAGUCCCGGGCUCGUCAUUCGGGUUGUGAACUGUUCGUUCUGUUGGCUCACGAACACGAUGGUCUACUUCGGGCUUAGUCUUAACUCAGUUAGUCUAUCGGGGAACAAAUAUCUUAACUUUAUUCUCGUUUCACUUAUCGAACUGCCUGGCUUCUUUCUUAUGCAACUAAUCCUUGAUCGUGUCGGUCGAAAGAAAACUCUGUUCACCACCAUGCUCCUCAGUGGGUUGCUGUGCAUCGCAUCGGAACUGAUUCCGGAGGAUACAACGUGGCUUCGUUUGAUCCUAUUUUUGCUUAGCAAACUCACCAUCACCAUGUCUUUCGGUACAUUGUACAUCUACACAGUCGAAAUAUUUCCCACCAAUCUUCGCCAGAGUUUACUGUCGACGUGCUCCAUGUUUGGCCGCAUCGGAUCCAUGAUCGCUCCUCAAACACCGCUGCUGGCCAAACUGUGGGCACCGCUGCCGAUGGUCCUUUUUGGGUGCCUGGGUAUAACUUCCGGUGUGGCCAUUCUCCAAUUCCCCGAGACACUCAACGUCGAGCUUCCCGACACCCUCGAAGAUGCAAUGAAUAUGCACGACAAAACAAACGAUCGCCAACAGAACUAGUGCAAGACGUUAUAGCGACCCAAAUACAGCGCCUUGCGUGUGAGGAAAAUUUCUUAACAACCACGACUCAAUUGGCUCCAUUCAGUUCCUGCAAUUCGCCUCCACUAGAUUCCGUUUUCUGGCCGGUACUGAGAUCGUUCUUGUGAAGCCACAUCCACGCGAGCAUCAAGCCGGUUGCCACCGCACCCGACCCGAACAGCCAGUACGUUCCG